AUGAUAUUACUUGGUACACUCGAUAUAUUUAAUACAGUGUUUCUAAUCGGUAUCGAUUCAGAUAAAUUACAUAGGCAAAGUGGGUCUAUUAUUAAAACGCCUGCUACAGAGUCAACUUGUUCUAAUAUAGAAGAAAGCAUAACCAACGAAGACGGAGUUAAUGAUGAUAGUCCUACUUCUCAAGGUAUGAGUAGUACACUACCGCCAAAUACUGGUGACUCUGUCCCAAGAACGUCUAAAAAACGUAAAUACGUUGAAAGUUAUUUGGAGAUGGGGUUCAUAGAAACAAACGAUGGCCAGCCACAGUGCGUAAUUUGUUCAGAAGUUUUUUCUAACAGCUCUAUGUAUCCCGGAAAACUACGUCGUCAUUAUGAAAAGGUCCACCCAGAUCAUGAUGGGAAACCACUCGAUUUUUUGAAAUGA
This is a messenger RNA of Acyrthosiphon pisum (pea aphid), 423 nucleotides long. Its product is annotated as protein FAM200B-like. Lineage: Eukaryota; Metazoa; Arthropoda; Insecta; Hemiptera; Aphididae. The transcript has a single exon. The coding region runs from base 1 to 423 and encodes 140 amino acids. The record is from RefSeq and is a predicted model, not a curated record.